AUGAUACUGUUGUUUGCCGCCCAAACAGGUGUUUCCGGCUUGCAGUCCUACCUUGCCUCCAACAUCUGUCCCAAUGGCUCCGGUCAGGACAACGACUCGCGUUCUACCCAACGCCUCAUCGGUAUCCUUGCCGAAGUUUUUGUCUCCGUCUACGUAGGUCUCGCCAUCUAUGCGUUGUAUACUCGUGACUGUUCCACCCUCUACCGCUUGGUUUCGACCAGGCUCAACGCCACUGCGUGGUCUCGA
Dibothriocephalus latus is the source of this 246-nucleotide messenger RNA. Lineage: Eukaryota; Metazoa; Platyhelminthes; Cestoda; Diphyllobothriidea; Diphyllobothriidae. The record is from the annotation of a GenBank genome assembly.